Messenger RNA from Canis lupus familiaris (dog), 2715 nucleotides. It is a transcript of the gene MAMSTR, whose product is annotated as MEF2 activating motif and SAP domain containing transcriptional regulator. Bases 632 to 1942 code for a protein of 436 amino acids. Gene Ontology annotation, biological process: regulation of transcription by RNA polymerase II; negative regulation of apoptotic process. The record is from RefSeq and is a predicted model, not a curated record. The transcript has 11 exons. Gene Ontology annotation, molecular function: transcription coregulator activity. Gene Ontology annotation, cellular component: nucleus. Lineage: Eukaryota; Metazoa; Chordata; Mammalia; Carnivora; Canidae.
GAGCCCCUCUCCAGGCACCUGCUUCUGUCAGUCCGCGGGUGGCUGCCCCGCCCGACCCCGAGGCCCCAGGACGCGGAGGAGGAGCGACCCAGGGAACCCCGACGUUCGCCCCGCCCCAGUCCCUCCCAGCUUGUGCUCCCGCCCCUUCUCAGGGUCCCAGGCGGGGCUCCUGUCCGCCCCCCAACCCCGCGCCUCGUCCUCAGGCCCCAGGCACGCCCUCGAAAGGGGCGUCCUAGGCGCUCCCAGCUGGUGGGGCGGAGCCUGAGGCCUCCAGCCUAGACCAGGGACUCAACCCGCUCCAGAGCACCGCUGCGCUGAGCCCACCUGGUGGCAGAGACCCUUCCAUUCCCCAGGAACCUACCAGGCCCAGGGGUCUCCUUUCAUAGAUCCCAAUCUUUCCUCCUCCAGGCUCCAGGAAUUGGGGCCCUCAAAGUCAGGAGUCCCCUCUCCCAGCCCUUCCUUCUUCAGGAUCCAGAAGUUAUGGCUCAAGGCCUCUCCUAUUCCUAAGCCUCUGAGGCCCUUUCCCUGCUGCCUUCACACGCAGGGACAGCCUCCUGACCUCCACUCUGACCCUGCCUCCGGUGGGGGCCCUGUCCUCCCCUCAGUCCAGGUCUCCAUCCCAGCCUUGGCAAUGACUCUCGCAACUUCCUCUCAGCGCUCCCAAAGCAUUCGCUCCAAGUUCAGAUCUGUGCUCCAGCUUCGGAUCCACAGGCGGUAUCAGGACCCAAGCCUCUCAGGGUCCUUCACCACCUCUCCAGUCUUGGAUCCAGACCCGUGGGUCUCAACCACAGGCCCCGCUCUGGCCCCCAGAGCCCCAGCCCCAGUCUCGCCCUCGGGCCUCACCCCUUUCCUCCUCAGCCCUGGGGACCUGCUCCCUGAAUCAGAAUACGGCACUUGGAGGUCCCUGAAGGAGUCUCCCAAGAUCUCCCAACACUGGAGAAAGCCCAAGCCAAAGGGGAACUUGACAUAUCAUCAGUACAUACCCCCAGGGCGGAGACAAGGGUCCAGGGUAGACCCCCCGGCCAAAGAGUUGGCCCUGGGUCCCCCUGGACCACCUCUGUGGGAAGGGACAAACUCACAGCAGCCACCUCCCAGGAUGAAGCCCACUGCCCUCACUCCCUCCCCACCUGGAGUCCCCCGCCCCUCACCCCCUCCACACAAGCUGGAACUUCAGACCCUUAAACUGGAGGAGCUGACGGUCUCAGAGCUCCGGCAGCAGCUGCGCCUGCAGGGCCUCCCGGUGUCUGGGACUAAGUCGAUGCUCCUGGAGCGCAUGCGCGGCGGCGCCCUGCCCCGCGAGCGGCCGAAGCCGCGGCGCGAGGACGGUCCCGCGGGUGCUCCCUGGCCGCGCCUCAGGCCCAAGGCUCUGGGAGCCGUCCGGCGGCAGGGCUCGCUCAAGGCGAGCCCAAAUUCUUGCGCUCCGCCUCCUGCACGUGCCGCGGAAACCCCUGCGACUUCUCCGGCUCCCGCUCCGGCUCCGGCUCCGGCUCCGGCUCCGGCUCCCGCUCUCGCUGCGGCUCCGGCACCGACCCCUUCCUCGGCACCGCCCGCAGCGGCCCUGACACUGGAGGAGGAGCUGCAGGAAGCCAUCCGCCGGGCGCAGUUGCUUCCCAACCGCGGCAUUGAGGACAUCCUGGAGGAUCAAGUGGAGCCUGAAGACCCGCUGCCCCCCAUUCCCCUGGACUUCCCCGGCUCCUUCGACGUGCUGUCCCCCUCCCCGGACUCUGAAGGCCUCUCAUCUGUCUUCUCUUCCUCACUCCCAUCCCCCACAAACUCCCCGUCCCUCUCUCCCAGGGGCCCCACAGACUCCUUGGACUGGCUGGAGGCUCUGAGUGGGGGUCCCCUGCUAGGCUGUGGCCCCCCAGCCCCCAGCAUCUUCUCUGCUGACUUAUCGGACUCCAGUGGCAAGCGGCUGUGGGACCUCCUGGAGGAUCCAUGGUGAUGGAUUCUGGGGUUUCCAGGGACGGACAGCUGGUGGGGGUAGGAAGGUCACAGAGACAGACUUCCCAGGGAGAGGUUGGGACAACCGGCAGAGCCCCUCCCACCACCGACACAGAAUCAGAGAUGACUCUCCUCCCCACCUGGCCCCUGAACUGCUGCUGACAUGCCAACCGCCUGACUCUUGCCUGCCUGACCUCCAUAUGAUCCCCUCGGUAGCUGUGUGGUUGGGGGCAGGGAGGUGUCACUUGCUGCUGGCCAGGGCAAACAAGCUGCUUGCUGCUUCCUUCGGAGACCUCUUGGAUGUCUUUGUUCCCACCUUCUUCUCUCCCAUGCCACCAACUAGAUGGGAGUCUGGAAGGUGGUCUGUGUUUUUUGGAUGUAGGAGAGGGGCAGGGAAGAGUGGAGAGGGAGAAUAGGGAGCCAGAGCCUUGGCUUCUGGUUGGAAGAGAGAAUAUCAGAAGCGCUGCUGUGUCUGAGGUCAGAUUCUCUUGGAAGCAGAGCCGAGACAAAAAUCACAUGCCCAUGAUUUUCUAAAGAAAUGCUCCAAGGAGAAACCAAAAAGGAGCAGAGGAAACUGGACAGUGAAGGGGAAGACUAGCAAGCGUAUAACUUCAGGUGAGGUCCCAAUCUCGCCGAGAUCCUGUGGGGAGCUCUGGAGGAUAAAUUAAGUUGCAGACUUUCCUGCCCUGAGGCAAAGGGAGCUAGGCUUUUGAGGCAGACGGAGAUCCCUGUUUGGGUUUUCUAUUGCUGAAUAACAAGCUUCCCCCAAAGUUA